Molecule: messenger RNA, 2393 nt
Organism: Cajanus cajan (pigeon pea)
Lineage: Eukaryota; Viridiplantae; Streptophyta; Magnoliopsida; Fabales; Fabaceae
Source: RefSeq, a predicted model, not a curated record
CAGUGCCAGAUAACCCUUAACUAACCCACGCAAGCAAGUAUCUAUGCGCUGUCACUUCCCACACACCACCAUCACUCCCUCCUUAGAUUUUCCUAAUCUCACGCCCCCCUUUACCCUAUCGUCACCGUCAAACCCUAUAAAAGGUUAGCCACCACCCCCAAAUCCACCAUUCUCUUCAUUCUAGGGUUUUCUUUUUCAAAUCUCUCUCUCUCUCUCUCUCUCUGUAUUGCGUAACGUGAAACGGAACGCCGAAGCAUUCGCUGUUGGUGGUUAACGAUUCUAAUUUUGUUUCUCUCAGAUUAACCUAUCUCUGUUCUGCGUCGAUUGUAAAUCUCAGUGUUUUUACUUUGAUCCUGGAUUUAAUAUGAAGCGCUUGAGGAAAUCCAACAGGGUUUCGUGGGCUACUGGAGUGAACCUGUGUCAGGUAAAAUUGUUCUUGUCUGACGAUUACCCCUCAAAAGUUGGCCAUAAAUUGCAAGAUCAUCUUCAAGCAAAGGCAUCAUCGAUGUUACAUUCUAGUAUGAGUGAACCUAAUGAUUUACCCCCUGGGUUUGAAAGCAGUCAUUUCCGAAACCAAUCGAAGGUUGAACUCUCCUGUAUAGCCCAGACAAAAUGGGAAUGCCCUGCACCGUUUGUUGUCAGUUCUCAUUGGCGUGUUGCAGCUGGUGAAGAAAGUAGGGAAAAAGAGGACCAGAAACUGAGAGAAAUGAGAGUGCUCGAAGCGGUUUAUCCCCGGCUUUCUGCCAUUCCUCCUAGCCCUACUGUCUCCUUGAAUGUAGAAGAGGAAGAUUAUGAUGAUAACAUUACUCCUCUCAUCCCGAUCAUUCCCAUUGAAGAGGAAGAAUCUAUGGAUAUUUUGCCUGAAUUUUCAGUAGAAGUGAACCCUUCCCCCAAUGUGCAGUUGCAGAACUCUCAGCAGUAUAUGUCUGCUACAAAUUCAAUUAGUUCAGCUUCUAAUGCCUCUCAUAAAGUUUCUCUGGAUACCUGUUUAAAGCCCCUAGCUGGGGAAUCAUCUGGUUUGGAAGCAGAUAUAGUAGCAGCCUCUUCCGUUGUAGCAACCAUUAUGAGUAGUAACGAGCAAGGACGCCUCAUUGAUAUGGACUUACUGGUUAAAAUAUUCAAUGAUCCAAAAGUAAUUGAGAAGUUGAUUAAUGAACAUACAACUGCAACUACCACCUUAAGUGCUUCCUCAAAUACGGUGGAUAUACCCUCUUCAGGUGUGAAGCCUGCUAUUCCAUCAGCUCUGUUGUCUACAUCUACUCCUGAUGUGAUAGCUUCUAGGGCUACACACUCAAGUACAGGGGUUUUUUUGCCUUCUGGGUUGAAGCCUGCAAAUCCAUCAAUUUCAUUGUUGAAUCCUACACUUGAUAAGCCAGCCACUCUGUCAGUGGCUGCAAUUCCACCAAUUUCACUAUUGUCUUCUACACACGAAAAGCUGGUAACUGCAUCAGUUCCAUUGUCUAGGCCUGUGUCUGGUAAGCCAGUAACUCCCCCAGUUUCAAUGUUUACACCUUCACCUGCACCUAAUAUGCACAGGUCUAUCAGCAAAAAUUUUCACCAUGUGACAAGUGGAAUGUCCCCUGCCUUAAAUACCCAGUCUCAGCAGGAUACAGCUCUGGCAUCUGGGCCUAAGCGAGCUGCAUCAGUGGCAUCCAUAUCUUCCAGUGAGUUAAACCCAGGUCCAUUGCCAUCUACUACUGGGAACUUGCACGCAGUUGGGAAUCAGGUGCAAUCAGCUGCUAGUACAGUGCCUUAUAAACUAAGUACAGGUUCAGCAUUUGCUGUAAAGGAUGCCAACUAUUAUAAAAACCUCAUCAGGCAACAUGGUGCAGAUAGGCAAGAUAUGCAGGACUCACACAUAGGUAUCCGUCAUAGUAAAUUCCAAGAUAUGAAACCGGUACAUAACUUAAAACAAGGAGAAGUGAACCACAAAAUCCAGAAACCAUGCAUAUAUUUUAAAAGCUCAAGGGGGUGCCGAAAUGGUUCCAAUUGCCCCUAUCUGCAUGAUAUUCCAGCUCAGUGGGGAGCUGGUAACGUCUUAGGGGCACAGAGUGCAAAAAGACUGAAAUUGGGAUCAGAAAUUUAGGGGAGAACUAAAUCUAAAGAGGCAUAUUUUAACGGUAAAAAUUACAAGCCUUCUUUUGUUUCACCGUAAAGAACUUGCACAUAGAGAAACGGGGUGGAAAGAGGGGUAGAGUAACAAGUGGGACAUUAAUUUCAUUGGUUCAUUUCAAGUUUUCUGGGAGUGCUUUGGUGGCUAGUUUUUACUUGAUUUUGGGUUGCAGUAAUUUUCAUACAAUUGGGUGGAAGGUUUUAUAGUUCUUUGCAGGGUUAGUUGGUUUGAGAAUUUGACAUUAGUGUUUUUGGUCAAAAUGGUAUUUUUCAUUAUUGCA